This is a messenger RNA of Truncatella angustata, 1155 nucleotides long. Its product is annotated as chitin biosynthesis protein. Bases 1 to 1155 code for a protein of 384 amino acids. NCBI's taxonomy places the organism in Eukaryota, Fungi, Ascomycota, Sordariomycetes, Amphisphaeriales, Sporocadaceae. Gene Ontology annotation, biological process: conjugation with cellular fusion; Golgi to plasma membrane transport. The transcript is spliced from 2 exons. Gene Ontology annotation, cellular component: exomer complex; trans-Golgi network. The record is from RefSeq and is a predicted model, not a curated record. Gene Ontology annotation, molecular function: protein dimerization activity.
AUGUUGGUCUCGCUCACCGUCGGCAAGGUCGACGCCGGCGUCACCGUCCUCUUGACCCCUGACAAGCGUUUAAUCGAAUUCCCCUCCAUCCUCCUCCCGCCCAACAUCGCCUCGGGCUCCAUCGUCGACAUCACCGUCUCGCGCAACGCCAAGUCCGAGACGGCGGCCGAGUCGCGCUUCUCCUCCCUGCAGGACCAGAUCUACAAGGCCUUCGGGGCCUCUGAGCCCUCGACGCCGGUCCUGCGCUGCCGCAAUGCCACCCAGACCUCGGUCGUGCUGGAGUGGGACCCCAUCGAGCUGGCGACGGCGGACCUCAUCUCGCUGUCGCUCUACCGCAACGGCCAGAAGGCCGGCAACAUCCCCCGGCCCCUGCACAUGCACAGCACCAAGAUCAGCGGCUUGGCCGUCGACACCGAGUACUCCUUCUACAUGAUCCUGCGCACGAGCGCCGGCACCUUCCGCUCCGACGAGGUCGUCGUCAAGACCCACAAGAUGACCGACCUGUCCGGCGUCACCAUCACCACCGGCAUUUUGCCCGGCGCCGUCCGCGAGGGGCUCGCCAGGGCCGUCGACCGCAUCGGCGCCAAGAUCGUCGACGGCGUCCGCAUCGACACCACCCACUUCGUCACCACCGAGGGCAGGGGCAUGGCCUGGGAGAAGGCCGUCGAGAUGAACAUCCCCGUCGUCCGGCCCGAGUGGGUCGAGGCUUGCGAGAAGAACGGCAGGAUCCUCGGCGUCACCAAGUUCUACCUCGACGCCCUGAGGCCCGGGCCCUCCGAGACCGAGAGCCAGCUGGACAGGCCCGCCCAGCCCGAGCCGCACCAGGACAAGGCGCUGCCUCCUGAGCCGCCGGCCGAGAAUGGCGAGGCCAAGGACGCUGCCGAGAAGAAGGACGAGGAGAGCAGCGAUGACGGGGACGAAGAGGAGGAGGACGACGACGACGACGAUGAUGGUGACGAGAAGGCUGAGGACAAAGCAAGAGCGGCUGGGGACGAGCAGAAGAUGAGGCUCGAGGACAAGGAUGCCCAGAAGGUGGCCUUGAGACCAAAAGAGAGCAGUAAGACAGACCGAGGCGAUGACGGCGAAGGAGAUGAAGACGAGAAACCGGCCCCGAGUCCCGGUGAUGGCGCGAGCUUUCAGGAUGUAGCAUUGUAG